UUGCAAUUGCGAAAUUGGAUAAAGACUUAAUGGAGUAUACAAGACGAGAUACCAAAACCGCCGGUAUACCUGACUUCAAUUGCCAUAAAGUUGCAAUUGCGAAAUUGGAUAAAGACUUAAUGGAGUAUACAAGACGAGAUACCAAAACCGCCGGUAUACCUGACUUCAAUUGCCAUAAAGUUGCAAUUGCGAAAUUGGAUAAAGACUUAAUGGAGUAUACAAGACGAGAUACCAAAACCGCCGGUAUACCUGACUUCAAUUGCCAUAAAGUUGCAAUUGCGAAAUUGGAUAAAGACUUUACUUUAUUGUUGCCAAUUGAAGUCAAAAGGAAACAUAUCAUAAGGCUUAUUCGUGAUAAUCAUAUAGUCCGGUUCUUUAAACCAAUUCUAAUAACUGAUUAUAUUGGUUAA
This is a messenger RNA of Funneliformis mosseae, 410 nucleotides long. NCBI's taxonomy places the organism in Eukaryota, Fungi, Glomeromycota, Glomeromycetes, Glomerales, Glomeraceae. The record is from the annotation of a GenBank genome assembly.